This is a messenger RNA of Baudoinia panamericana UAMH 10762, 1922 nucleotides long. RefSeq lists its product as uncharacterized. The coding region runs from base 402 to 1676 and encodes 424 amino acids. Gene Ontology annotation, cellular component: cytoplasm. Gene Ontology annotation, biological process: transsulfuration. The record is from RefSeq and is a predicted model, not a curated record. The transcript has 3 exons. NCBI's taxonomy places the organism in Eukaryota, Fungi, Ascomycota, Dothideomycetes, Mycosphaerellales, Teratosphaeriaceae. Gene Ontology annotation, molecular function: pyridoxal phosphate binding; carbon-sulfur lyase activity.
AGCCACUCGAGCCAGUCAUCUGUGUCUCGUCGUCUAUUGACGCAAGCUAAUCAUGCCAACAAUCCAAAGCUCCGUAUGAGCAUUGGUGACCAGAUAGGCAUGCGUUAAGCGGAGUAGAGGAAAAAGAUUCAAUCAAUUUGCGAAGCAGAGAUGAUCGAGUCGGUGCGCUUUAGGCAAGACUUCGCUUAAACCUUCGUCCCCGAGAUCGCUUCUCGACUGCCGACCAGCCCUACGUCGUUCACAGCGUUCUGCGGGAAGUCUUGAAUCGAAGCGACGGCAUUCACCCUCAUUACCAUCUUCAUACCGGAAGACGACCAAAGUGCUGUCGCCGACCAUAUUCCUCAGCUAACAAUCACCCUUACAGGUCUCUAGCCCUGUCUAAAAAACUACCUCCUACUAGGAUGUCAACACCGAACGCCCCAAGUGGUAUUGGCAAGGCCAUAAGACACCUCGACCUGGAUUAUCACGAUCUCCCGCCGUCGCCCGCACCCUCCAGUCCCAGCAACGGGCGCAAAUAUGCUCUUGCCACGGAGCUAGUCUAUACGGAAGGCAGCGACCAAUAUAACGCGAGUAGUGUCCCGAUCUACCAAUCUGCGACCUUCAAAGGCGGGCCAGGGCAGGAGUAUGACUACACUCGGAGUGGCAAUCCUACUCGCACACAUCUGGAGCGGCAUAUGGCGAAGAUUAUGAACGCCAACCGCGCGCUGGUGGUUGUCACAGGGGAUGAUCUUUACGGCGGAACGAACCGAUUGUUGACGUAUUUGAGGGAGAAUGGUGGAAUCAUUGUCAAGCAUGUGGAUACUACGAGGCUUGAGAAUGUGAAGGCGACCCUGAGCGAAAAGACUACCAUGGUUUUGCUCGAGACGCCGACGAACCCUUUGAUCAAAAUCGUGGAUAUUGCGGGCAUCAGUACGGCCGCGCACGAGGCGAAUCCGGAGUGCGUUGUGGCCGUGGACAACACCAUGAUGAGCCCUUACCUACAAAAUCCGCUUGAUCUUGGCGCAGAUGUUACCUACGAGUCGGGCACGAAGUACCUCUCGGGUCAUCACGAUGUUAUGGCUGGAGUCAUUGGCAUCAACAGCGUUGCUCUUGGCGACAAGUUCUACUUCAUGAUCAACUCCACCGGCUGUGGGCUUGCCCCAUUCGAUUCCUGGCUACUUUUACGAGGUGUUAAGACACUUGCCGUGCGCAUGGAAAAGCAACAAGCGAAUGCGAUGGCCAUCGCGCAAUUUCUAGAGGGCCAUGGUUUUAAGGUGCGAUAUCCUGGCCUCAAGUCGCACUCGCAGUACGCUCUGCAUCAGUCUCAAGCCCGUGGCGCAGGCGCCGUGCUAAGCUUUGAGACGGGUAGCAUCCCGCUGUCAGAGCGUAUCGUGGAGUGCACGAAGCUAUUCGGUAUCUCUGUUUCCUUCGGCUGCGUUAAUAGCUUGAUCAGCAUGCCAUGUCGCAUGAGUCACGCCUCGAUUGACCCAGCGACGCGGAAGGAGCGGGCACUGCCUGAAGACAUUAUACGUCUCUGUGUUGGGAUCGAGGAUUUGGGUGACCUGGUUGAUGACCUUAGCCAGGCGCUUGUGAGGGCUGGCGCGGUACGAUUGACGAGCAACGGCUUCCAAGCCUUGAGCGCUGAAGAAACGGCUGGUGAGAGUGGGAGGACAAGGCAAGUUGUUGACGAGCCAUAGCAAGGCUUGAUGUACUAUACAACCUCCAUAAAAGCGACGACUGGUAUUCAGAGUCAAUCGGUCCAGAGUUCCAGAGCAGUAGCCUCUGCAAAAAGCGCAUGUGAAGGCGGCCCUGGAGUGAAGCAUGUGAAAAGCGGAAGCACAUUCGGCGCACCAUUCCUUGGUGAAACGAUCUUACACCUCACCAUCGGAUGUGCAAAUACCGAUGUUAGACCUUGUUAGAUGUUAUUUGGUCAGCCCGAGGAA